CAUACACUAACAAAACAAUCAGAAAAGUGAGAGAUGUUGACGCUCUUUCGUCGUGGCCGCUAUUUGGCAUGGGUGCCACCGAAGGAGGUGAACUCCAGUAGUAAGCUGCUCCUCAGUGCUCUCUUAUCAACUAUUAACACCCCUUAUCCAAUAACUUCAAGCACCAAUGAAUCCAAAAAGCAUCCGCCUCCCAUCCAAGUUUUGCAGACUGAAUCAGCAGGCAGAGGUGUUUACGCCACUCGUAACAUUGAAGCCGGUGAACUAAUCCACACCGCUAAGCCAAUCGUUUCUCACCCUUCUCUCUCCUCUUUCUCUACCGUUUGCUACUUGUGUCUCAAAAAGCUUCCCAAUGCAAACAAGCAGCCAUCUGAAGCUCAGAGUAUCGCAUUCUGCAGCGAGGACUGCAAACGUGAAGCAAAGGUUUUUUAUGAGGUUGAAAAGCAAGUAGAUUGGUCAGCAUAUGAGGACUACUGCAGGUGCCAGGGAUUGAAAUAUCCUCUCCUUGUAAAGCGGUUAGCAUGUAUGGUUAUACAUGGAGCCUCUUCACCAAACAAACUUGACAUUCUUCAACCUGCCAAACUAUCACCUGAUAUGGUAUUGCAGAUGGAGAAGGAGUUGGACUUGCUAAGAAACACUUUCAAAAUUGCAGGUUUUACAGAUGAAGUGACAUCAUUUCUUACGAAGCAAUGGUACGUUGACGCAUUGGCACGUAUUCGGAUUAAUGCAUUUCGUAUUGAAUUGGUUGGUGCAUAUGAAGACCUUCUCUUGUCAGCAGGAGCUUUAGUAGAAGCUGAAGCUGCUGUUGGAAAUGCUAUUUAUUUAUUACCAUCACUCUACAAUCAUGAUUGUGAUCCAAAUGCUCAUAUUGUGUGGAUAGAAAAUGUGAAUGCAAGAGUGAAGGCUCUACGGGAAAUUGAAACAGGUGAAGAGCUGCGGAUCUGUUAUAUCGAUGCAAGUAUGAACCGUGAUGCUCGUCAACAUAUUCUAUCUCAUGGAUAUGGGUUCGAAUGUUCUUGCUUUCGGUGUUUGUCUGAUGACUAAUCUGUUAAGAGGUUAUCAUACUUUUCAAGUAUUGGAGCUGAUGACCACCCAAUUGGUUACAUACUGAAAAAGAAAUGGGGAACAAUAGAGUUAUUUUAUUUUUAAAGCUUGUAUUAUUUGAUAGGGUAAGACUUUUACUAAUAACAAAUGAUGUUUUUCUUUUUAAAUCGUGACUUUAUUUGAACAAAGCUUUUACCUUGUUAUCUUUUAUAAUGUUUUGACUAUAUCUUUUUAAAUCGUCACUUUAUAUGAACAAAGCAUUUACCCUCUUAUCUUU
Molecule: messenger RNA, 1318 nt
Organism: Impatiens glandulifera
Lineage: Eukaryota; Viridiplantae; Streptophyta; Magnoliopsida; Ericales; Balsaminaceae
Product: histone-lysine N-methyltransferase ATXR4
Exons: 8
Coding region: 34-1041 (335 amino acids)
Cellular component (GO): nucleus
Molecular function (GO): protein binding
Source: RefSeq, a predicted model, not a curated record